AAUUCAAAUCUCGAUGAGAAAGUGGAGGAAAAAAUUAAAUGCUAUUUUUUUGUGCCUUUUUCUCUUUAAUAAUCGUUAUUAGGGCAAAUGUGAGGCUCAUCAGUUAAAUUACAAAGCUCAUGAUCUAUAUUUGCAUGCAUGCAAGAAAGACGGGGAGAAUAUAACAGACUCUGAGGCAGAAAAACAGGCUCCUGAGGAUGGGGCUCUGUCGAGGGAAAAAUGGGCCAACAACAUGGAGUUCAUACUCUCUAUGGCUGGUGAAAUAAUUGGCCUCGGAAAUGUUUGGCGUUUCCCCUACCUGUGCUUCAAGAACGGAGGAGGUGUCUUCCUCAUCCCCUACUGCGUGUUCCUCUUCUUCUGUGGCAUCCCCGUGUUUUUCUUGGAGACAGCGCUGGGACAGUACACGAGUGAGGGUGGGGUGACUGCCUGGAGGAAGAUAUGUCCCAUGUUUCAGGGAGUGGGGUUUGCGUCCCAAGUGAUUGUGAUCUAUCUGAACAUAUACUACAUUAUUGUUUUGGCAUGGGCUAUCUUCUACCUAAUAAACUCCUUCAAAAGUCCCCUGCCCUGGUCUACAUGUGACAACUGGUGGAACUCUGACUCGUGCCACAGUCGCAUGAGCAUCUUUGCAAACCCCCAACUGUUUCAGGCCGGGUCCAACUGGUCAUUCUUACACAACGUCACCUCAAUGGACUACUAUGAGAAUACAACUUACAAUGAAACAAUAUUGAUGAGCACGUCACCAGAAGAGGAGUUCUGGAGUAACCGUGUGUUAAGAAUAUCAGAAAACAUGUCUUUGGGUAAGAUUCAUUGGGAUCUGGCUCUGUGUCUUAUGUUUGCCUGGAUCAUAUGUUACUUCUGCAUCUGGAAGGGAAUCAAAACAACUGGAAAGGUGGUGUACUUCACUGCUACAUUUCCCUACUUGAUGCUCUUUGUGCUCUUCAUCCGUGGAGUGACGCUCCCAGGAGCUGGAGAGGGCCUGAAAUACUACCUCAAGCCCGACUUCACCAGACUUAGUGAUCCAGAUGUGUGGCGUGAUGCAGGGACUCAGGUGUUCUUCUCCUAUGCUGUUUGUCAGGGAGUGCUGACGGCUCUGGGGAGCUACAACAAAUACAACAACAACUGCUACAGGGAUUGUUUGGCACUGUGCUGUCUGAACAGUGCCACCAGUAUCUUUGCAGGCUUUGCUGUAUUCUCAGUGCUGGGAUUCAUGGCUCAGGACCUUAACAUUUCAUUGGAAGACAUUUCAGCUGGUGGUCCUGGUUUAGCCUUCAUUGCCUAUCCUACAGCUCUGUCGUUGCUUCCUGGUUCGUCCUUUUGGGCUGUGCUGUUCUUCUUCAUGCUCCUUUUGCUCGGCCUAGAUAGUCAGUUUGUGUGUGUGGAGAGCCUGGCCACAGCCCUCACUGACCUGUUUCCACGUUAUCUGAGGAGGCCGUGUGCCAGAGAGAUAUUGGUUCUGGUCAUCGCUAUUGUUUGCUUCUGUUUGGGGCUGCCCUUCAUUACUGAAGGCGGGAUCGUCCUCUUCCAGCUGGUUGACACAUAUGGUCCAAGUGGAACCAGCCUCCUAUUUAUUGCUUGCGCAGAGACCAUUGUUAUUGGCUGGGUAUAUGGCGCAGACCGUUUCUAUGACAACAUUGAAGACAUGAUUGGGUAUCAUCCGUUCCCUAUGCUGAAGUACUGCUGGCUGUUCAUCACGCCGCUCAUUUGCGGGCUUACAUUGCUGUAUAACCUGGUGCAAAGUCAUCCUCUUGUUGUAUAUGGGUUUGAGCCUGGCACCUGGGGAGUCACACUGGGCUCUCUGCUUGUUCUUACACCCCUGAUAUGCAUCCCAGUAUUCAUUCUGGUCUCACUAUAUAGGGAUCCUGAAAACAUGAGUACACCAUCCAGUGACCUGCGCCAGAGUCGGCCACAUAACCCAGGGCUCACAUUGUUUAAUUAUGUCAUAGUCAAGGCACAGGGGCAGCCAAACAUGAGGGUGGAGUAUAGAGAAGACAAGCUGGUAAUGGAAGAACCUGGUAGUGCUUGAUGUUUGCUGAUGAAAGUUUAUAUUUUCACCUAUUAAGAAAAAAAUAUUCCUUUUAUAUAAAUGAUUAUAUCUUAAGGGUCUUCAGGGGUAUUUGUUUGUUCUUUUGUUAACAUGAGUUUUUACCUUACUACUCUUUUGCUUAUGAAUAACAGAGUCCUUUGCAUUGUACAUGUACCUGUAUACCUCUAAUCCUGCAUACUGUAACUGGAUUAAAAGAGCACUCUGCUGAUUUAACAUUGUGCUUUUUGUAACACUUAUGGAGUCAUGAGGAAUAAUAGUUUAGCUUACGUAUAAAUUAUCCCCUGUGACCUGCACCUCAUAACACCUCAACUUUGACAUGCAAAAUCUGUGCCAUGUCACAUUAAACUAUAAUGCAUUAAAACACGUCUUAAUUUGAGUUCUGGUCUAUUUUUACCAAAAAAAUGCAAAUUUCUUGUCUUCAUUAAAUGCAAUAUACAUACAGAACUUUCACAUCCAGUGAAAUUAAGGCCAAUUGCAUUGAAUAUGAAUUGUUUGAUUAUUUUACUGUAUGUAAUAAACUGUAAGUUUUUUCAUGAAUUUAAAGGUUGCUAUUUUGUAAACCAUUUUUUAAAUUUUUGCAAAUAUUGCAAUCUGUCAAAUCAAUCAAUAAAAGUGGACAGAUAUGGAUGAUUUUGUGUUUUAUGUGGUUGUAGCUUGUGCAAGCAAUGACAAUAUAACAUAUCAACACGCUAAAUAUCCCAGUCUAUUCUAUGCAAGUCAGUUUAAUCAAUUAAACUCACAUUUCCUGUUUUGUAUCAAGAAAAAAAAAGCAUUACAUUUAUCUUCCUACCGUGUUUUUUUGUCACGCAUGUCUGUGGUUACAAGAAGGCAAUAAUGCAGCGUUGAUGUGUGAUGGCACUGGAUGUGUGUGACUAGCAAAUGUGCUAAUGCUCUGUCAUUAUGCCAUGCUCAUUCAUCUGUGUGAUCCAAACUGGCAUUCAAUUAACUGACAAUUCCGCCCAGUUGUCUUCCACCUCUCGUCACCCUCAGUCCCCCCCGCUCGUCCUACACUGACAUAAAAUGACCCUCACUCCUGAGUGUCACUCAGCAUCGGAUCCCGGCAGGUCUCCACUCCUAGCCCCCCCACUGUACGCCUUGUACACCUAUGACUGCGCACCAACCCACCUAACCAACAUCAUUGUCAAGUAUGCCAAUGACACAACCGUGGUUGGGCUCAUCAAUGAUGGAGAUGAGACUGCGUAGAGAACUUGUCCCACUGGUGCUCAGAAAUUAACCUGAAGCUGAACGUCUUUAAAACGUCUUUAAAACAAAAGAACCACUCCCCUCCCAAUAUGAAUGGAGAAUCUGUCUCUGCCUUCAGGUUUCUGGGCACCCACAUCUCCAUCAAUCUCCUCUGGAUCCACAACACCAACAACCUUGUAAAGAAGGCCCAGCAGCGGUCUAGAAUAACCUAGACCAGAAGAUGCUGCUGGGCCUCUACGGCUCCUCAGUGGAGAGCAUGCGCUCCUACUGCCUGGAUGUGUGGGUUGAAGCGGCCACAACUGUGAACAGGAAGUGCAGGGUAAUUAACACUGCCCAAAAAUGAAUUGGCUGCCCUCUGCCUGUCUCAGGAAAACCAGGGCCAUUAUAGGUGACCCCUUGCACCCCACCCACCACCUGAUUGGUCCGUUCCCCUCUGGUCGGCGCCUCAGGCAAAUCAGGUCUCACGUCUCCAGACUAACAAACAGCUUCUUCCACUGGGCCAUUUAGACUGUCAGUAAAUACUACCUCCUCACACCCCACCCC
Haplochromis burtoni (Burton's mouthbrooder) is the source of this 3790-nucleotide messenger RNA. Its product is annotated as sodium- and chloride-dependent GABA transporter 2. The record is from RefSeq and is a predicted model, not a curated record. Gene Ontology annotation, biological process: sodium ion transmembrane transport. Lineage: Eukaryota; Metazoa; Chordata; Actinopteri; Cichliformes; Cichlidae. The transcript is spliced from 16 exons. Gene Ontology annotation, cellular component: membrane. Bases 233 to 2023 code for a protein of 596 amino acids.